AUGUCUGCUCCCGGAUCACCUUCUACUACCCAAAAAGGCUUUUCAGAAGCAAUAAGUACCCCCUCUGCUGCUUCUUCCGUCAGUGAAAGCCAUAUAUCGUAUAAAAAACCUGUGAAGAUCAAGAAUGAAUUGAAUGAAAAGAGAAGAAAUGCAUUGAAAGAAUACUACAAGUUGAAAAAACAAGAAAAGGAACAAAAAAAUGUUCAGCAAGAAAAUAAGCCAGUACGUGAUGAGGAUUCUGAUGGCGAAGAGAUAACUGCAGAAGCACCAGUUGAUGAUAUAGAUUUCUUGAAUGUUGAUUUCAAAGAUCUUGUCAAAGAUACAAAUAAACUGACAUCAAGUAUAAAUUUGAUCAAUUCAUCCAUUAAAAACAUCAUAUACAACAAUUAUUACGAAUUGAUCAAACUGAAUGAUUUUCUCAAAGAUUUGAAUGAAUUGGAUUUAUCAAAACUUAUAGUGGAAGAUCAAAAUAAAGAAAAUCAACAUUCAGAUGCAUUAAACUUAUUAAAUGAUUCAAUACAAGACCCAACAGCGGCUAGUGUGAAAUCCCUCAAUUUUGAUAGUUAUGAAGGGGAUGGUUUUGUCAAAUUGAAAUCAUUGAUGAAUGAAAUUGAAAGUUUAGAUAAUUACUCUAUACAACGUCAAAAACCAAAUAAAACAAAUGAUGGCGUGGCAACGAGUAUAACAUCAAUGUUGAACUUCACGAAUGAAAAUUUACCAAAUGAACAAGUAAGAGGUGAUAUAAGGAGAAAAAUCGAUGGAUUGGUAACUAAGGUUAAAGACGAUAAGAAUAAAGAACCUUUGCUACGACAAUUAGAGGAAAUGCAAGUGAAAUUGAAAUAA
Messenger RNA from Hansenula ciferrii, 843 nucleotides. It is a transcript of the gene VPS51, whose product is annotated as Vps51p. The coding region runs from base 1 to 843 and encodes 280 amino acids. The record is from RefSeq and is a predicted model, not a curated record. Lineage: Eukaryota; Fungi; Ascomycota; Saccharomycetes; Phaffomycetales; Wickerhamomycetaceae. The transcript has a single exon.